AUGGAGCACUUUUCUAAGGGUGAAAAGGCUGCAAAGAUUAUGUUUGGAUACUCAGCACUUCAUGUUGCCUUUGAAAAGGAGGAAAUUGACAAACUCCAAAAGAAAUUGAAGGAGCUGCAAGGAGAGGUGCACAAUCAUGAAGAAUACAGCUUGUUGCCAACGCAAACUGCCACUUCACCAAAGAAGUGUUUUGCUGAACCAAGAUAUCCAGAGCUGCAAAUUCCAGAGCACAUUGUCCAGUUCUCAAUUUCACAAAUUAGGAAAGCGACCAAUAACUUCCACUCAGAAAAUAUCAUUGGAGAAGGCGGAUAUGGGCCAGUGUACAAAGGAGACCUAGAUGGCACGCCUGUGGCUAUCAAGUCAUUGAGACCUCAUGGUACACAAGGUUUCUCAGAGUAUCAGCAAGAGGUAAUAGUGCUGAGCAAAUUGGAGCAUCCACACAUUGUGAGGCUGAUUGGCGUCUGCCAGGAGUCGUGCACCCUCGUGUACGAGUACCUCCCCAAUGGCACCCUCCUAGACAGGCUCUCCAAGGGGCUCCCGUGGGAGGACCGCGUGAGGAUCCUCGUCGAGCUGCGGUCCGCGCUGGCGUAUCUCCACUCUCACCGCCCCAACGCCAUCAUCCACGCCGACCUGAAGCUGACCAACGUCCUCCUCGACGCCGGCGACGCCAGCCGGCUGGGAGAUUUCGGGACGGCGCGGAUGGUGCACGUGAAGCCGCUUGAGGAGGAGACCAUCAUCCGGCGCACGAACCCGAUGGGCACUAUGGGGUACAUGGACCCUGUGUUCUUCACGACAGGCGAGCUCACCACGGAGUCGGACGUGUACGCGUUCGGUGUGGUGAUCCUGCAACUUCUCACGGGGCUGGAUGGCCUCAACGUCGCCGAGAAAGUGCGAGGGGCGGUGAAGCUGCACAGCUUGCUGGACAUGUCUGCCGGACCCUGGCCGGAGGUGGACUCCGAGCGACUUCUCAAGCUGGCGCUGAGGUGCUGCAGCCUGGAGAGGAAGCAGCGGCCAGUGAUCACAUGCGACGCCGAAUGGAGGUUUCUCCAGAUCCUAAGGGGCAAGGCAGCACCAGCUAAGAAAGCUCGGAAAUGGAAUUGCUUCGCAUUCUGA
Messenger RNA from Miscanthus lutarioriparius, 1113 nucleotides. The record is from the annotation of a GenBank genome assembly. Lineage: Eukaryota; Viridiplantae; Streptophyta; Magnoliopsida; Poales; Poaceae.